AUGUGGCAGAUGGGGCUGUGUCCACCCCAAUGCGGCUGCAAAGACCCUAAGGCAAAAGCCCCCAAGGUCCUGCCCCCUGGGGACGACCUCCUCCUGGACCUGAUGACUGAGGACUCUCGGUUACCUCAGCCCCCACCAUACCCGGCGGAAACUGGCUCUAGGGAGGACGUGCAGCGGCCCGAUCCUUCCCCUAUUGCCACUAGAACUAGGGUAAGGAGGGACGACUUGUAUAACUGGAAGAACAACAAUCCUCCUUUCUCAAAAGACCCCGCCAUGCUAACUGCCUUGAUUGAGUCCAUACUUGUUACCCAUCAGCCUACCUGGGAUGAUUGUCAGCAACUGCUACAGGUUCUCCUGACUACUGAAGAGAGGCAGAGAGUCCUCCUGGAAGCUCGGAAAAAUGUUCGCGGGGCAGAUGGGCGGCCGACACAGCUGCCAAAUGAGAUUAAUGCUGCUUUUCCCUUAGAGAGACCAGACUGGGAUUUCACCACUGUGGAAGUUGAUACAGGAGCCCAACAUUCCGUCCUGAACCGUGACCCAGGACCUCUCAGCGACAAGUCGGCAUGGGUCCAGGGAGCCACCGGAGGACGGCGAUAUCGAUGGACUACUGAUCGAAGAGUCCACUUGGCUACCGGUAAGGUGACUCAUUCUUUUCUUCAUGUUCCUGACUGUCCAUACCCCCUAUUGGGAAGAGAUUUGCUCCAGAAAUUGAGAGCCCAAAUCCAUUUUGAGGAGUCUGGGGUGCGUGUAGUUGGCCCCAAAGAUCAACCUCUGCAGGUGUUAACUUUGAGUCUGGAAGAAGAAUACAGACUGUAUGAAAAUAAUAAAAGAAAAGAACUCCCCCUUAAUCUAGAAUGGCUAAAUGAUUUCCCUCAAGCAUGGGCAGAAACAGGAGGCAUGGGAUUGGCCAGACGACAAGCUCCACUGGUUAUAGCUUUAAGAGCAAAUACUACACCUGUCUCGAUUAAACAAUACCCAAUGUCACAGGAAGCAAGAAUAGGAAUUAAACCUCACAUAAAAAGGCUUCUGGACCAGGGGAUUUUAAAACCUUGCCAGUCCCCAUGGAACACCCCCCUGCUCCCCGUCAAAAAGCCUGGGACAGGAGACUAUAGACCGGUCCAAGACUUACGAGAAGUUAACAAGCGGGUAGAAGAUAUACAUCCCACGGUGCCCAACCCGUACAACCUGUUAAGCGGACUGUCACCAGCCUAUUGUUGGUAUACAGUUUUGGACUUGAAGGAUGCCUUCUUUUGCCUAAGGCUCCACCCAGACAGCCAGCCUAUUUUUGCCUUCGAAUGGAAAGAUCCUGAAUUGGGAAUUUCAGGGCAAUUGACCUGGACUAGACUCCCCCAGGGGUUUAAAAAUAGCCCUACCCUGUUUGAUGAGGCCCUACAUCGAGACCUGGCAGAUUUUCGGGUCCAGCAUCCCGCCUUGAUGCUACUCCAGUAUGUCGAUGAUUUGUUACUAGCCGCGACAUCUGAACGGGAAUGUAGGGAAGGAACCAGAGACUUACUACAUGCCCUCGGGACCCUAGGGUAUCGAGCCUCCGCUAAAAAGGCCCAGAUUUGCCAACAACAGGUGACAUACCUGGGCUAUUUAAUUAAAAAGGGAGAAAGGUGGCUGACGGAUGCAAGAAAAGAGACAGUCAUGAACAUACCCGAGCCCCAAAACUCCCGGCAGCUAAGGGAAUUUUUGGGAACCGCCGGGUUUUGCAGGCUGUGGAUACCAGGCUUUGCCGAAAUGGCCAGCCCCCUGUACCCCCUCACCAAACAGGGUACCAUGUUUGCCUGGGGAGAAGAACAACAGAAGGCCUUCCAGAACAUUAAAAAGGCUCUCCUAACAGCCCCAGCCCUAGGACUCCCAGACUUGACUAAGCCCUUCGAUUUGUAUGUAGCAGAGAGCAAAGGACAUGCGAAGGGAGUAUUAACUCAAAAAUUGGGGCCUUGGAGGCGGCCGGUGGCCUACCUCUCCAAGAAAUUGGACCCAGUGGCCUCAGGAUGGCCACCCUGUCUCAGGAUGGUGGCUGCCAUUGCCGUCCUGGUUAAGGACGCCAGCAAGUUGACUUUCGGGCAAUCCCUGACCAUUCUGGCCCCGCACGCAGUGGAGGCACUAAUUAGGCAGCCGCCAGAUCGUUGGCUGUCCAAUGCCCGAAUGACUCAUUAUCAAACUAUGCUCCUGGACACAGAUCGGGUCCGGUUUGGGCCCGUCAUGACCAUCAAUCCCGCCACGCUACUUCCCUCGGCGGAUGAGGAAGCAGUUCCCCAUGAUUGCCUUGAGAUUUUAGCAGAAGUGCACGGGACCCGCUCCGACCUGACUGACCAACCGCUCCAGGGCGCUGACUUUACUUGGUAUACUGAUGGGAGCAGCCUGGUGCUGAAUGGGGAACGGAAGGCGGGAGCAGCCGUAACCACCGAGACUGAGGUAAUCUGGGCAGAGACCCUUCCGCCAGGGACCUCAGCACAAAGGGCAGAGCUGAUUGCCCUCACCCAGGCACUCAAAAUGGCAAGCGGGAAAAGACUCAAUGUAUAUACAGAUAGCCGGUAUGCCUUUGCCACUGCCCACAUUCACGGGGAAAUAUAUAGUCGACGAGGGCUUUUGACUUCUGAAGGAAAGGAAGUUAAGAACAAAAGAGAAAUUUUGGCCCUGUUGCACGCAUUAUUCUUACCCCGUAAGCUCAGCAUCAUGCACUGCCCGGGGCACCAAAAGGGAGACAGUCCUAUUGCCCGGGGCAACAGGAUGGCUGACGAGACAGCUCGAAGGGCAGCUGUGAUCUCGGUCCCUCCAUACCCCGUCUCCAACAAAGAGGCGCGGGCGCAGUGGCUCGAAUGGCAGAGUGCUAGCAUUGAACCCGAAGGCCAGACAAAGCCUAUAGCAAUGUGCCUUCAGUCUAAUGCAGGUCAGAAAGGAGCAGACUUAGGACCAUUUGUAUACCCUAAAAAAGAUGAAGAGCUCCUAACAAACCUAGGGGCCCGAAAAGACGACAAAAGAAAAAUAUGGAUCCUUGACAAUAAGACUGUAUUGCCCAGGAAUUUCGCCCAGCAAGUGAUCGAACAAGUACACCAGCUAACACACUUAAGCCCCAGAAAGAUAAAAGCCCUCCUUGAUCGAGACGAAAGAUUUGUUUAUUUUUUGGGCAAGGAAGACAUCUUGCAAAGAAUAUAUGACAGGUGCCGUGCAUGUGCCAUGGUAAAUGCUGGGAAGACAAAAUCGGGAUUAGGAAAUGUCCGAAUGAGAGGGCAUCGCCCUGGAGUCCAUUGGGAAGUUGACUUUACUGAAAUCAAACCUGGGCUUUACGGAUAUCAGUAUUUGCUGGUGUUUGUCGAUACUUUUUCCGGUUGGGUGGAAGCCUUCCCCACAAAGCAAGAAACUGCCAAAGUAGUCAGCAAGAAACUACUGGAAGAAAUUUUUCCCAGGUAUGGCAUGCCUAAAUUUCUGGGGUCGGACAAUGGGCCAGCCUUCGUCUCCCAGGUAAACCAGCAGGUGGCCAUGUUACUGGGGAUUAAUUGGAAGUUACAUUGUUCAUACAGACCCCAAAGUUCAGGGCAGGUAGAGAGAAUGAAUAGAACCAUUAAGGAGACUUUAACUAAAUUAACGCUUGCAGCUGGCUCAAAGGACUGGGUACUCCUACUCCCUCUUGCCCUUUACCGGGCUCGAAAUACCCCUGGACCCCACGGACUUACCCCCUUUGAAAUUCUCUACGGGGCACCCCCUCCCUGUGUUAGUUUUUAUAGUUCUGAUGUCUCCACUUUUGCUAACAGCCAAAAUCUUCAAGCCCACUUGCAGGCCUUACAGACCGUCCAGAGAGAGGUCUGGGAGCCACUCGCUGCCGCCUAUAAGGAACAGCUGGAGAGACCUGUGGUGCCACAUCAGUUCCAGAUCGGAGACUCGGUGUGGGUCCGGCGACAUCAGACCAAGAACUUGGAACCUCGCUGGAAAGGCCCCUAUACCGUACUCUUGACCACUCCAACCGCCUUAAAGGUAGACGGCAUAGCUGCUUGGAUUCACGCGUCUCACGUCAAACCUGCUUCUGCUGAAGAAACGAUCCCGGAAUGGCGAGUCCAACGCACUCAAAACCCACUAAAGAUAAGACUAAUCAAGGGGGGGCCUUCCUCAUAG
Molecule: messenger RNA, 4116 nt
Organism: Perognathus longimembris pacificus (Pacific pocket mouse)
Lineage: Eukaryota; Metazoa; Chordata; Mammalia; Rodentia; Heteromyidae
Product: protein NYNRIN-like
Biological process (GO): proteolysis; DNA integration; virion assembly
Molecular function (GO): aspartic-type endopeptidase activity; RNA-DNA hybrid ribonuclease activity; nucleic acid binding
Source: RefSeq, a predicted model, not a curated record